AUGCGGUGCGCGAACAAGGCCGCUGAGAGCGCGUCUGCACGUCUCUGCGCUGUUCAUGAAGACACUCAUGUCUUCACAGAGUACGAGCUCGGUGUCUCGUACUCUCCUGAUACGGAAGACGGAUCCGUAUCGACGGCGAUCGAAUCCAAGCCGCCUGCCAAGCGUGGCAUGGAUGAUGCUUUGCGUCGCAGCAUCUUUGGUUCAUCUGAUUCAUCAGAUGAACCAUCGCCGAAGCGAAGGCGCUCGAGGUCGCGAGACUCGGGCGCUAACAGUGGUGUCGGUUCUCCUAUGGACACCACUUCACAGCGAGGUGCCAGUACUUCUGUCGGCACGUCGCAGGAAGAGCGGGACCGCAAUGUGUUGCGUCUCGCUCCUGAAAAGAAGGCAUGGAUGCCUCCUAAAUCUGUCAUGGAUCACUUGUCGGCGACGACGAGUGAUCGUUAUCGAACACGAUUGUUCGAUUCGUCAAGGAUCCAUCACCUUGACCCCAGUGCGAAAAACUAA
Molecule: messenger RNA, 504 nt
Organism: Peronospora matthiolae
Lineage: Eukaryota; Oomycota; Peronosporomycetes; Peronosporales; Peronosporaceae
Source: the annotation of a GenBank genome assembly